AUGGCCGAAGCUUCGCUCGCUUUCCCAAUGAUUUGCCUAACCCUUUCGUUCCUUUUCGUCGCUCUCUUCUACAACGUAUCGAUUAAAAGCCGCAUCAGAGCUUUUCAUCGCUGCAUUCUCCUCCCAACUUACCGAUACGUUGAGCGCAAGCUGAACAACCGAGCCCACGAGGCAGUCCCGAUGUCUGAGCCAACGGAUGAACCAAGAGAUGAACCAACAGACGAAUCAACAUAUGAAACGAUCUCCGUCGAUGAAAUAACUGACGAGCCACCAGAUGAACCGAUGCCAUCGCCCGAGCUACCUUGGUUCUUCCCACGCUCACGAACUCGAUCCAGUGAACAUCAACCUUUGGAUGACGCCAAUUCAGAUCUGGAGGAACACAGCUCAAGUCGAAUCACCCAACCCCCUGGCAACGUCUACUUCGCAGACUCAACUGUGCGGUACCGCAACGAAGGCGGAUACCAUGUGAUCAACUUCUCACCUCACACUCCGCUACCAAACACUUCUGGGUCUGCAGAAUCCGACGAAGACUACACCGAUGAUGAGUCCGAACAUAGGGUGCUGGCCUACACCACGCGAGAUGAUGUCAACGCGGUUCCUAAUGUGUGGGAAUUUGAGCUCGAGCGGCCUAUCUAUGUCGUUGACCGUCAUGCUUCAGCAGUCUGGGUGGAGCGGAUGAUAGAAUGGACUGCACAGACUGCCUUUGCUAUGGUAGCUCCUCCUGUGAUCCUGGAGGUCAUGAACGAACGUUAG
Penicillium soppii is the source of this 753-nucleotide messenger RNA. RefSeq lists its product as uncharacterized. Lineage: Eukaryota; Fungi; Ascomycota; Eurotiomycetes; Eurotiales; Aspergillaceae. The record is from RefSeq and is a predicted model, not a curated record. The transcript has a single exon. The coding region runs from base 1 to 753 and encodes 250 amino acids.